Messenger RNA from Cyprinus carpio (common carp), 2011 nucleotides. RefSeq names its product T-box transcription factor Tb. Gene Ontology annotation, molecular function: DNA-binding transcription factor activity, RNA polymerase II-specific; RNA polymerase II cis-regulatory region sequence-specific DNA binding. The record is from RefSeq and is a predicted model, not a curated record. Gene Ontology annotation, biological process: regulation of transcription by RNA polymerase II; cell fate specification; somitogenesis. NCBI's taxonomy places the organism in Eukaryota, Metazoa, Chordata, Actinopteri, Cypriniformes, Cyprinidae. Gene Ontology annotation, cellular component: nucleus.
UGCAAACCUACAAUUUGAUAUGCAUUAUUUGUAUUACGUUUUUGUAAGGAGGAAAUUGUUGACAUUUCACAAUUAAAAUGUGCCGAUGUGACUAUGAAUAUGUGUAUUUACGCAAGGCCUCUGGAUCUCUGAACCAAUAACUGGCCGGAAUGCCCACAUCAAAGCGGAGAUCAGCCAAUCAGAACUUUCCUGAGCAAAGCAUGGAGAACGUUUUACCUGGAGAGUAUUUAAUUGGGUGCAUCUCAAGUCUUGGGCAUUUUUUGACUGGAGAGCUCGAGAAGUUUGGAUUUUUUUCUCUUGUUGGAGCCAGUUGGAUAGCAGAAUGGCAUCUGAGGCCAGUGACUGUUCGGAAAAGAGCAUCCAGUAUCGGGUGGAUCAUUUAUUAACUGCGGUGGAGAAUGAGCUUCAAGCUGGCAGUGAGAAAGGAGAUCCAACAGAAAGGGACCUUAAAGUUAGUUUGGAUGAAAAUGAACUUUGGCAGAAGUUCAAAGAACUGACCAAUGAAAUGAUAGUGACCAAGAAUGGCAGGCGCAUGUUCCCAGUGCUGAAGGUGAAUGUGUCCGGUCUGGAUCCAAACGCCAUGUACUCCUUCUUACUGGAUUUCGUGGCAGCAGACAAUCACAGGUGGAAGUAUGUGAACGGUGAAUGGGUACCGGGUGGCAAACCCGAGCCACAAGCGCCGAGCUGCGUCUACAUCCACCCAGACUCACCCAACUUCGGUGCGCACUGGAUGAAAUCCUCAGUCUCCUUUAGCAAAGUUAAACUUACCAACAAACUGAACGGAAGUGGUCAGAUUAUGCUGAACUCGCUUCACAAGUAUGAGCCCCGUAUCCAUAUCGUGCGCGUUGGUGGUCCACAGAGAAUGAUCACCACUAACUCGUUCCCUGAGACACAAUUCAUAGCAGUUACUGCCUACCAGAACGAAGAGAUUACAGCACUCAAAAUUAAAUACAACCCAUUUGCCAAAGCUUUCCUGGAUGCCAAAGAAAGAAGUGAUCAUAAGGACAUAAUAGAGGAUGUCAGUGAAAGUCAACAGUCUGGCUAUUCUCAAUUGAGUAGCUGGUUUCUGCCAGCCACGGGGUCUCUCUGCCCUUCUGCAAACCCUCACGCACAGUUUGGCAGCCCUCUGUCUUCGUCCUCAUCCCAUGGCUGUGAACGAUACUCUACUUUGAGAAAUCACCGAUCCACACCAUACCCCAGCGCAUACUCCCACCGGACGACCUCUCCCAUUAGUUACUCUGACAGCUCCACCUGUCUGUCCAUGCUGUCAUCUCAUGAUAACUGGUCCAGUCUGCAGAUGUCCUCCCAUUCCAGUGUGCUCCCAAUGGGCCACAGCUCUCCCCCAAACUCAAACUCCAGUCAGUACACCAGCCUGUGGUCCGUAGGGAACUCUCCUUUGACCCCAGUGUCUCAGACUGGAAGUAUAGGCAGCAGUCUGGGCUCCCAGUUCCUCCGCGGCUCUGCCGGUCACUACAGCAGCCUGGCUCAUCCGGCCACAGCGCCCUCUUCUGGCUCUCCUUUAUAUGACUCCACUGCUGUGCCUGAGGUGCACGAGGCUUCACAAUAUGACAGUUCCGCACACCUACGCCUUCCUACAGCCUGGACCCAAGUCACAUCACCCUCCUUAUAGGACAUCCACCUUACGGAUUAAAUUAAAGCCAUGUUCAUCUAUUAUUGCUUUCAUGCAAUAGUUUUUGACAUCAACAUACUAGCUUUAUAUACAAAACUAAUUUCAGGAUUUGUAUACAAAACUAAAGCAUAUGUUAACCUAACCAAAAUCUUCCUAUAAAAACUCACAAUUGUAAACAAUGUUUUGUCAAUAUGAUUGCAUCAAGUACUAUGUAAGGCUUUUAAAUAUGCAAGUCAUUAUUUUAUGGCAUAUUGUACAUAACAGUUAUUUAUAUAUUUUUUGAAGGAUACUGUAUGUGCACAGUUGAGCAGACAAUCUUUCGUAAAAAGUGUAAAGUUUUUUUUUUUCAUUUUUAGAUUGGAAUUCAGAAUGCAUAAAAAU